Molecule: messenger RNA, 4120 nt
Organism: Ictidomys tridecemlineatus (thirteen-lined ground squirrel)
Lineage: Eukaryota; Metazoa; Chordata; Mammalia; Rodentia; Sciuridae
Source: RefSeq, a predicted model, not a curated record
ACCUCCUAAGCAGGGGAGCAGAGUCUUAUCGGACUCCGUGCCUCAGUUUCUCCGUUGGUCCCAUGGGUCACCAGCGAGCGGUCCAGCCACUGGGCGGGGUGGCUGCGCCCUCUCUCCCUCCCCGCUGGGCCCCGCCCCCGAGGCUGUCCAGAAAAGGUCCCGAGCGGCGACCGCUCGCUCCAGCCUCCACGCGGUCCUGGCCAUGCAGGGUCCCCCUGCGCCAGCCCCGGCCCCUGGGCCCGGCUCCCCGCGAGGCUCCCCCGGGCUCUUCAGGAAGCUCCUGGUGAACCAGAGCAUCCGCCUGCAGCGGCGCUUCACGGUGGCCCAUCCCCUGUGCUUUGACCUGGAAAAUGGGCUGUCGCGUGGAAGGACUGUCCUGGACCCUCAGUCCGGGCCUGGCCUUGGACGUGGGGCUCAGGCCCCGGCCCCCCACAGCCAGCGGCGAGAGUCUUUCCUGUACCGCUCGGACAGCGACUAUGAACUGUCACCUAAGGCCUUGUCCCGGAACUCCUCCGUGGCCAGCGACCUACAUGGAGAAGACAUGAUAGUGACGCCCUUUGCCCAGGUCCUCGCCAGUCUGAAGACAGUUCGCAGCAACGUGGCAGCCCUUGCCCAAGGCCAAGUCCACGGUGCAGUCAAGCAGGCAUCUGUCGGGAACCCUCCACCCAGCAGUCAGCCCCCUCCACCUGCAGAAGACUCUGGGCAGAAGCUGGCGCUGGAGACCCUGGAGGAGCUGGACUGGUGUCUGGAUCAGCUAGAGACGCUGCAGACGCGGCACUCGGUCGGGGAGAUGGCCUCCAACAAGUUCAAGCGGAUGCUGAACCGGGAGCUCACCCACCUGUCCGAAUCCAGCCGCUCUGGCAACCAGGUGUCCGAGUACAUCUCCAGAACCUUCCUGGACCAGCAGACGGAGGUGGAGCUGCCCAGGGCGGCGCCCGAGGAAUCCCAGAGGCCCAUGUCGGAGAUCAGUGGCCUCCGUGGGCUCCCCCACAGCGCCAGCCUCUCUGCAGCCACUGUCCCACGCUUUGGGGUCCAGACCGACGAGGAGGGGCAGCUGGCCAAGGAGCUGGAAGACACCAACAGGUGGGGCCUCGAUGUGUUCAAGGUGGCAGAGCUGAGCGGGAACAGGCCGCUGACGGCCAUCAUAUUCAGCAUCUUUCAGGAACGGGACCUGCUCAAGACCUUCCAGAUCCCGGCUGACACCCUGGCCACCUACCUGCUGACGCUGGAGGGUCACUACCACGCCGACGUGGCCUACCACAACAGCCUGCACGCCGCCGACGUGGCCCAGUCUGCGCAUGUGCUGCUGGCCACACCUGCCCUGGAGGCGGUGUUCACAGACCUGGAAGUCCUGGCUGCCAUCUUUGCAAGUGCCAUCCACGACGUGGACCACCCCGGGGUCUCCAACCAGUUCCUCAUCAACACCAGUGAGUCUGGGGUGCUGGUUUGCAAUGAAUCCUUUAUCAUACCCUCCCAUUUCACAGAUGAGGACCUGGGGACUGACAGUAGAGGGGUCUCAGUGGGGGUGGCCUCUAGAGGUGGGAAGCAGGGCAGAUGGGUCCUCAUGCUGUCACCCUCCCUGGCCUGUCCCCAGGUGCUGGCCACAGAUAUGUCCAAACACAUGAAUCUCCUGGCGGACCUCAAGACCAUGGUAGAAACCAAAAAGGUGACAAGCCUCGGUGUCCUGCUCCUGGAUAACUACUCCGAUCGCAUCCAGGUCUUACAGAACCUUGUCCACUGUGCUGACCUCAGCAACCCCACCAAGCCGCUGCCCCUGUACCGCCAGUGGACAGACCGCAUCAUGGCGGAGUUCUUCCAGCAGGGUGACCGGGAGCGCGAGUCGGGCCUGGACAUCAGCCCCAUGUGCGACAAGCACACGGCCUCGGUGGAGAAGUCCCAGGUGGGCUUCAUCGACUACAUCGCCCACCCGCUGUGGGAGACCUGGGCUGACCUGGUCCACCCCGACGCACAGGACCUGCUGGACACGCUGGAGGACAACCGGGAGUGGUACCAGAGCAAGAUCCCCCGCAGCCCCGUGGACACCGCGGUCAGCUCGGAGCGGGGGGCUCCCGACAGGUUCCAGUUCCAGCUCGCCCUGGAGGAAGCAGAGGAGGAGGAGGAGGAGGAGGAGGAGGCCCUGGAGAGGGAGCCCUCGGGGUCACCUGACACUUAGCUCUAGUACCCAAGGCCCUGGGGGGCCCUGCCCCUGGACAACCAGGAGAUUCCAGGCAGGCCCUGCGUGGACCCCGGGGCCAAGCAAUGACCAAGCCCUUUGGCACCCGCCGGCCCUGGUGGGUGAACUUUCCAGGAGGUUGCAGGGGGCCCUUGCUUCACGUUCCCACCUGCUGAGCCAGACAACCGACUUUUUAGUGAUAGGUAGGUCUCAGGGUCCAAUGGAGGCUGGGGUCCACUCUGACCUCAGGUUCAGCUGAAAUGGCUCUACGGGGCUGGACGGGGGCAGCUUCUUACAGCACCCUUGGGCUCUCCCUCUGGACCUGUAUCUCUAGUAUGGAAAAGGGGGUCUGCCAGGCCCUUGUCCACCUUCUCCAGUCGUCAUUCUUGAACCACAUCUAUCUCUUAAUUCUUUCUUUCUUUCCAUGUAUUUAUUGAGCAGCUACUAUGUGUCAGGCCUGUGCCUGCUCUGUGCUUCUGGGGUAGCCCUGCACAAGGUAGGGAGGGAGUCAGCACCCCACAGGGGCCACAGGGGUCUCCCCACCCUCCUCUGCCAGGCGGCUCACAGCAGGAGAAUGUGCACUUGAAGCAUUGGUGGGGGCGGGGUGCGAUUCUCAGGGCCGAAGCUUCAUGGAGACCCGAUUCUGGCCCUGGAGCUGUGGUGGAGGCAUAGGAAAAGGGAGGCUCUUGUUGGGGACCGUCUCUGAAGGCUGAUUUAAGCUGCACAGCACUUGUUGAAAUGGUUGCUGUUUUGUUUUGUUUUUUUCUUUUCCUGUUGCUGGGGAUGGACCGCAGGGCCUUGCACGUGCCAGGCAGGCGCCACCACCCAGCUCCUCCCGCCCCUCGGCCUCUGCAUUCUCUGACUCCCUGCCUCCGGGUGUACAUGUCUCCUGCUCCCUCUAUUUCCCUACGCUGGGUCCCCCCCCAACCCAUGGUCUCCUUCUUGACAACAACAGAACUGCAUUCCACCCUGUACAGCUGGCCUCUGUGUCCCCUGACCCUCUGUCCCCAGAGGGAGGGAGCCCUUGCUGCUUGCUGGCAAUUCUCAGCUCCUUCUGGGCCCCUGCUCAAGGCCGGCUGAGGGUGUGGUGUCGGUGACACCCCUAAAAGAUCUCCGACACGGGGCAGCAGUGAGCAUCUCUCUGGGGCUCAGUAAACCCUCCAGACUUUAAGACACCCUAAUUUACAAAGCUAAGUGUCCCAUCCAGGUGUGGUGGCCCACGCCUGUAGUCCCGGGGACUCAGAGGGCUGAGGCAGAAGAGUUGUGAGGCCAGACGGGGCCCUUAGAGAGAUCCUGGGACGAGAUAGAAAAAUAAAAAGGUCUGGGGGUGCAGCUCAGUGGUAGAGCACCCCUGGGUUCAAUCCCUGGUACCACAAAAAAGCGCAUGGCCCAUUUCAUGAAGGGGGAAUGAGACACGGAGCAGCCCUGUCGCCUGCUCAAGGCCACACAGCCCUGAAGCGAAUAGCCCGCGGCGCCCCCUGGCGGCCGGAGCGGGAGUUGCACCGGGCGGGGCAGGCGGGCUCCGCGGUGCUCCGGGCUUGGCGGGGACCAGCUCGUCCUGGGCAGGCGGGCGUCCUACCGGCUUUGUGCUCAGGGCUCAGGUGGGGCCUGUCUUGCAACCCUUCCAGAAGCCUCCAGUAUCCUCCCCGCCCCCACCCUGCACAUUUAUGCACGAUGCGCGUCAUCGCCGCAGCCCCCGCGGGAGAACAGCGGCUUCAUUCGUAAAUAUUAUGACCACUGGCCUCUCUCCAGCACCCGGGGCGCUCGGCUUCCGCCCAGGAAGAACUCAAAGGCAUCUGGGGUCGUGAACUUGGUAGGAGUCCCUGCAGAUUUUCCUCUGUCCUCUCUGGUAGUGCCGGGGAUGGACCCCAGGGCCCCCCAGCAAGCGCCCCACCGCUGAGCUCCACCCGCUUCCUUCCAGACUUUCCAAAGGCAGAGACUUAGGGG